Messenger RNA from Panicum hallii, 1806 nucleotides. Its product is annotated as ASC1-like protein 3. The transcript has 6 exons. Gene Ontology annotation, biological process: ceramide biosynthetic process. Bases 499 to 1347 code for a protein of 282 amino acids. The record is from RefSeq and is a predicted model, not a curated record. Lineage: Eukaryota; Viridiplantae; Streptophyta; Magnoliopsida; Poales; Poaceae. Gene Ontology annotation, molecular function: sphingosine N-acyltransferase activity. Gene Ontology annotation, cellular component: endoplasmic reticulum; membrane.
CUGCCAUUAAAUCGAACCAAGAGCCCCCGUACCACCAAGAUCAGCGGCGCCCGGUUUGAACUAAUCGGCUCCAGAAUCGAAUCCGUCCAGGCCGAUCCAAAACGAGGAAGCGCAACGGAAGCCGGGGGCUCUCUCCGCUGGGGUGAGGAGACGACAGGGGAAGGAGAUCCAAAUCUCCGCCCCGCAGCCACGCUCACGCGCACAUCGUCCUCCUCCCUCCCUUCCCCGAUCCCCACCGCCUCGCCUCGCGCCUGCGCGCGUGCGUGCCCGUCUCCUCCUCCUGCCUGCCUGCGCGACUAGUAGAAAUAUAGGCGCGCGUGCCGCCCCGGCCUCCCGCUCCUUCGGUUAAUUUCCACAGGCCGUUCACAUCAUCCGCGCGCGCGCGGGCGUCUCGGGCGGCCGUCGCCGUGCGGUCUCUGUUGGUGGCGGUGCGCGGCGCGUGAGCGACGACGGGGUGUGCCGCCCAGCGGGGAGGAGGUCGUCCGUCCGGCGGCGGCGAUGGUGGGGGUCAGCGGCGCGGAGGCGGUGUCCGUCGCGGUCCUCUUCUCCUUCGCCUUCAUCUGCGCCCGCUUCCUGCUCGACAGCCUCGUCUACAAGCCAUUGGCAGUUUACCUUUUCAAUACCAAAGCUUCUAAGUUGAUGAAUGAUGAGGCCAGGCAAGCAAAGAUUGUCAAGUUCUCAGAGUCCAUUUGGAAACUUACAUACUAUGCUUCUGUUCAAGCAUGGGUCCUCAUGAUAAUAAAGCAGGAACCAUGGUCGUUGGAUACGAUGCAAUACUUCGAUGGCUGGCCAAAUCAACCCAUUCCGAAGACAUUGAUGCUUUUCUACAUGUGCCAGUGUGGAUUUUAUGUCUACAGCAUUGGUGCUCUUGUUGCUUGGGAAACCCGCAGAAAGGAUUUUGCUGUAAUGAUGUCCCAUCAUGUAAUAACAUCUACUCUAAUUGGAGUUUCAUAUCUGACCGGAUUUUUCCGAAUUGGGAUCAUCAUUCUCGCCCUGCAUGAUGCAAGUGAUGUAUUUCUUGAGACUGCCAAAUUGUGCAAGUACACGGAAAAAGAGCUGGGUGCUAGCUUGUUUUUCGGUCUCUUUGCUACCUCCUGGCUUCUAUUGCGUCUGAUUUACUUUCCAUUUUGGAUAAUCAAAACCUCUAGCUAUCAUUCCAUCACAUUCUUGAGGAAGCUGGAUGAAUUCCCUACAACUCUGUACUACAUCUUCAAUACGAUGCUUCUCACAUUGCUUGUGUUCCAUGUGUACUGGGGGAAACUCAUAUGUUUGAUGAUAAUGAGACAAUUGAAUAAUAAGGGACAAGUUACAGAUGAUGUUCGAUCUGAUUCCGAGGACGACGAGUAAUAGGGAGAAUCAUUCUUUGACAUCUGCAAUGUGUCAUUUCUUCGCUGAUACUUUUCUAUGCCUGCUUCCAGAAUAGAUUGUUUUGGUCUUGGCAAGUUCGGGGCACGGAUAGGAAAGUUGAUCUCUGUAUAUUGCCUUGUGAUAUGAAACGUGGCUAGACGAGAAUGGAACAGGUCCUAUACAUGACGGGUAUAGCUAGCAUCUUACUUGAAGGUUCCUUCACAAAUUUUUGGUUCACCUUUUUUGAUAUGGGAAAAGACAUGAGAGGGUGUGCACCGUAGCUUUUUUCCCGAAGCUUACGGAACCCCUCUGUACCAUGUUCAGUAUACUUCACCUGUGAGUAGAUUUAGUUCUAAUUCAUGAAUAAAUUGAUUCUUUUGGUCGGGAGUAAAUCUCACUUGUAUCUUAAUGAUAUGAUGUGAUGUGAAAUGAGCUUUAUGCAGCUGUACAAUUUUUUUU